AUGUCUCUUUUAACGAACUGGUUAAAGCAAGUUAAUCCACCGUCAUCCCCGGGUCUCGGUCUUCCUGACCCACGUGAAGAAGUAUCCCUCGUCGAGGCUAAAGCCAUCGAAGCUGCUAACACCGCUGUUGAACAAAGUGUUUCUGUGUCCCGCAAACGAAAACGUGGUGACUACAAUUUUUAUUCUGAUGAAGUUCGGGCAAAAAUUGGACGAUCGGCUCUUGAAAAUGGUGUCAUGAAGACUGUUCGAAAGUUUAGCAAAGAUCUUGGAAAAAAUGUUUCUGAGAGUAGCGUCAGAGGCAUGAGAGAUUCUUAUGUAAGGAAACAAAAACAAGAUUCGAGUUCAAUUGUCACAGCUUUACCGAAGGGUCAACGGGGUCAACCACUUCUCAUCGGCCGUGAGCUCGAUAUCAAGGCGCAGCAGUGGAUUCGUAAAGUGCGU
Molecule: messenger RNA, 441 nt
Organism: Saccoglossus kowalevskii
Lineage: Eukaryota; Metazoa; Hemichordata; Enteropneusta; Harrimaniidae
Source: RefSeq, a predicted model, not a curated record